Culex quinquefasciatus (southern house mosquito) is the source of this 1630-nucleotide messenger RNA. Its product is annotated as nose resistant to fluoxetine protein 6. Lineage: Eukaryota; Metazoa; Arthropoda; Insecta; Diptera; Culicidae. The record is from RefSeq and is a predicted model, not a curated record. Gene Ontology annotation, molecular function: acyltransferase activity, transferring groups other than amino-acyl groups.
AGCUGGAAUGAUGUCCGAGGACAGCAUUGCACAUUUGUGGCACUGUUGCCGAAUCCGGAGUUGGCGAUGUUUCAGUCUGGACUCUGCGUUCCGCAGUUUUGUACGGAGGGUUUUGUCGGUCAGGUGUACGGUGGAUAUUUGGAAACUAAGGGUGCUUCGGUGGUUCCGAUGUUCGGCGAAGGUCAGAUGUGCAACAAGGAUCGAGACGUGGUCUUUAGUGGCGGAGUGGUUACAGCUAUAGUGAUCUUUUCGAUACUUGCCGGACUUGCGCUGGCAAGUACGUUGUACGAGGUUGUCCAAAUCAUCAGGAAUCAAACCGUAAUCGCGCUGUACAGUUCAUUUUCCCUAUACAAAAACGUGCGGGGAAUCUUCCACACAACUCCAAGAAUAACAGAUCCCGAAAAGCAGUUGAGUGUGAUUGAGUGUGUAAAUGGAGUUCGAGCUUUAUCCAUGCUUUGGAUCAUCAUAGUACACAUCCACGAGAGUAUCAUCCACGUUCCGAUUGAGAAUGCUCCGGGCAGAAUGGAUUACAUGGGAACAUUCGGGUCGUCGAUCCUCUUUACCUCCGGGUACCUGGCCGUGGACACCUUCCUGGCACUCAGUGGUAUGCUGGUUGCUUUCAACAUCCUGAACGAGCUGGACAAAAAUGGCAAGAUCAACCCACUGAAGAUGUACCUGCACCGGUACAUCCGAAUCACUGGACCGUAUGCUGCGUUGAUCCUGUUUGGAGUGUCGUUUGCAAAGUACAUGGGAGAAGGACUGCUGUGGAAUCCGAUUAUGGACCACCAUGAAGCAAGCUGUUCCAAGUACUGGUGGUCAGCGCUACUCUAUAUCCAAAACUACGUGAAUCCCACGAACAUGUGUUUUGGCUGGACCUGGUACCUUUCGGUCGACAUGCAGCUGUAUAUCAUAGGACCAGCGCUGAUUUAUCCGUUGUGGCGCUGGGGAAAGCGCGUCCUCAUCGCGAUUGGUGGCCUGGCAGUGCUGUCGAUGCUGUGUGUUCUGACGACCUUCCUGAUUAACGAGUUCCGGUUCAACUUUAAUACUCCGAACGCUGGAGAUCGUGCGGUGCUCACGUACUACCCUACCCACGCUCGAAUGUCCGUCUGGUUGCUGGGAGCGAUCUUCGGGUACGUCCUGCACGUCAAAAAGACCAAAGGGAUUAAUCUGCCGGAUCGGCGGUAUGCAUUUGGAUGGGCGACCUGCUUCGCGAUCCUUGGAGUGAUCUUGUACGCGAACUUCGAACUGAUUCGUACUCCGUACGAGGAAUUUUCUCACGUGAUUGACGCGUUCUACGAAGCUUUCGGAAGGUCGUUCUUCGCAGUUUGCGUCCUCUGGGUGAUCUUCGCCUGCGUCAACGGGAAAGCCGGAGUGAUCAGACUUUUGAGUAGCAGCCUGUGGCAACCUCUGUCGAAGCUGUCGUACACGGCGUAUCUGCUGCAUGUGCUGCUGCUUAUGAUGGCGUCGGUAAUAUCCGUGAAGACGGAUCUUCACUUCAGCGUGAUCGACCUGUUUUAUCGGAUCUGGGGAGCGUUUGGACUUUCGUUGAGUGUUUCAGUGCUGUGGAGUGCACUGUUUGAGAUUCCGUUUGUGACAUUAGAUAGGAUAUUGCUGCGAUAAAUAUAGUUUG